UAAAACUAGAUUACAGAUUCUUCUUAGUGUUCUGAGUUUGCAAAAGAUUGGAGCAGCAACAAACUUCCUCAUAUCCUGGAUCCAAGAAAGCCACAUAAACCAGGUUCUUUCUCUUUAGAUGAAGAAGGGAGGCUGUCACUUCAAAGCCCAGACUUCUUUUUCACCUUGAAGCUCUGCUUGGUUACUUAAGGAAAUACAGAUUUACACCCUCAACUAAUAACUGAAGAUUUUAAGUAAACAAAAUGGAAAGAAACUUAAAGAAUAUUCUUGUGAUUGCCUUUGGAUUUCUGCUAUUAUUUACAGCAUAUGGAGGUCUUCAGAAUCUACAGAGCAGUCUUAAUGAUGAGGAAGGACUAGGAGUGGCUACACUCAGUGUUGUCUAUGGAGCCCUGAUCCUAUCUUCCAUGUUCCUUCCUCCAAUUCUCAUUAAGAAAUUUGGCUGCAAGUGGACCAUUACAGCCUCCAUGUGCUGCUAUAUCGCAUUCUCUCUGGGAAACUUCUAUGCCAGCUGGUACACCUUGAUCCCCACCUCCAUCAUCCUAGGUCUUGGAGGAGCCCCACUGUGGUCAGCCAAAUGCACUUAUCUUACAAUUAGUGGAAAUGUGUAUGCACAGAAGGCAGGAAAACUUGGGAAAGAUGUCGUCAACCAGUAUUUUGGCAUCUUCUUUCUUAUAUUUCAGUCAUCUGGUGUCUGGGGGAAUUUGAUUUCAUCUCUGGUAUUUCAGCAGGAGCAGACCAAAGGAGAAAUCCCAGAAGAACAACUGAUGCACUGUGGAGCUAGUGAUUGUUUUAUAAGCAACACAUCUACAAAUAGUACUAAGCGUCCAACAAAUGAAUUAAUUUAUACACUUCUGGGCAUCUAUACUGGAAGUGGAAUUUUGGCAGUGUUAUUGGUAGCUGUAUUUCUUGAGCAGAUCCCAAAUGAUCAACUGGAAAGUACAGAUGAAAAGGAAAAAGCCUCUUUUUGGACCAAUUUCCUGGCAACUUUCCGGCACCUUAAAGAUAAACGGCAAUGUCUCCUCAUUCCACUGACAAUGUAUAGUGGAUUUGAACAAGGAUUCCUUUCUGGUGACUAUACAAAGUCAUAUGUCACCUGUGCCCUGGGAAUACAAUAUGUUGGCUAUGUGAUGAUCUGCUUUUCGGCCACCAAUUCCAUCAGCUCUAUGUUAUUUGGAAAACUCUCCCAGUAUACUGGCAGAAUAGCUUUGUUUGUACUAGGUGCAAUAAUACACUUUUCCUGCAUCAUCUCCCUUUUGCUGUGGAAACCUCACCCUAGUCAGAUGCCCGUGUUCUUCAUAUUUCCUGCUCUCUGGGGCAUGGCAGAUGCUGUUUUGCAGACACAAACCAAUGCCAUCUAUGGAGUUUUAUUUGUGAAGAACAAGGAGGCUGCUUUUGCCAAUUAUCGCCUUUGGGAAUCCCUUGGAUUUGUCAUUGCUUUUGGAUACAGCACAUUUUUGUGUGUUGAUGUCAAACUCUAUAUAGUACUUGCAGUACUUAUUUUGUCAAUGGUGACGUAUGGGAUUGUUGAGUAUCUGGAACGUGGGAAGCCAUCUGAAAUAAUUGCUGAAAAAAAGCAAAGUCAAACAGAAGAAAAAAUUAUUCAAACAAAAAUGUAAAAAUGACAAGGUGUUUGAGGAGAUAUAAUAAGAAAGCCUCGAAGUGGUUUUCUCUGUAGAAGCACCAAAGUAUUAAAUUGUUUUCUCAGAACAGUUUUAGCAUUAGUCACAAUACUUCAAUGUAUCUGUGAUCUCAUGGUGUGAGUAUUCUCUCCCUACACUGGCACAGAUCAUAACCCAUCUCUAUUCCUUUUCAGAUGGUGUAAAUCUUGUCCAUAUGCUCCCAUAAAUCUUCCACAGGGAAUUUGUGCAAUGUUCUGGAAACAUUUUUCUAGACCUCUUUAUACUGAGAUCAGGAUGGGUGUAAUACUAUCAUACUAUUCAUCUAGUAUCCCUUCCUUUUGCUAUUUGACUGGCCUACCUCCUUUUUUUUUUAUCAUAUAUUUUAUAUUGUAUGUCUUAUGGAUCGUUGUUGGAAAUAAGCUUCAGUCCAUUUUGAUCUGUCUUUGCCAUUUUGACUCUUAGAAGAUUGUGAAGUUCAGAGAUUCGAAAGUAUACAGUUUUACUGAGAGAAAUUUUGUAUAAAAGAUUUGGAUCUUGAAAGUACAUCAUUAAAAGUACAACACAAUCUUCUAAAGGCAACACAUUCCUUUCUCUUCCUCCUAUUCAACCAUGGGUCUAAUUGACCUUAUAUGUACCAGAGUAUUAAGUUCAUACAAUAAUCAUCUAAUUUCUUGUCACAGUCUAAAUGGGCAUUUUAAUUCUUUCAUUUUUUUCCUGGAUAAAUUUUUAUAUCAAUCAUAAUCAUGAACAUAACAGAUAAGGUGCUGAAUACCCCCCAAAGAUCAGAUCAAUAUUACCUUCAAGGAGAAAUAUACAGAGGACUUAACAUAUAUCAAUAUAACAAGUUCAAGGGUCAUGGGAUUGGUCACAUUUACUUUUAGGUUACCUCCCAGCCUUUAGAAUCAUCCAGAGAUAAUUCUGGAUUUUUUUUCAGUAAUUAAUAAAAAUGUAUUCUCCUUCAUUAAAUAUUACUUAUUUAAUAAACUGGAGAAACUUUUCUCUCAUAAAGGAUUGCUUAUUUAUUAAAACAACUAAUCUCAUGGUUUAAAUAAAUAUCAGAAAUAUUAACUAUAUAGUUAAAUAGCAAUAUAAGCAUGAUAAGAAGACAAAUAUUUACAAAGUUUUGAGAAUGUUUCAAGGAUCAAAUAUUGAUUAACAAUGUUAAAUAUUAUGGAAAAGUCAAGGGAGGAGCUAAGAUGAUACAGUUAAAGGAUACAUUCUAGCUAAGAUGUCUCAAUAUUCUUCUCUAAGCAACUAAAAUAACACAUCAAAUAGAAUUCUAAAGUUACAUAACCAACAAAAAGUCAGGAAAAAAUAUACUUCUAAGCCAGGAAUGUAAGACAGAAAGAGAGGUCUAUAUUACUGAAAUAGAAACUGUUCAGGAGUAUAAUUCAGCAUUGAAAGCAGCAGUGGGACAGUGGUAGCAGUGGCAGAAACAGCAGCAUCUCCCAGACACAGUAAAAGAAAUGAACACCUCAUCAGAAAGAAAUUCCAGACUAUUCUUGAUGUCAUUUGGCAAAUCCACUACCCAUUAUCCAAUUCUAGGUCACAGUUCCAAAGCAAAGAAAGCUUUUGUAGAAGCAAGAGAGCAGAGGUCUACAUGGGUACACAAUGAAAUUUCAGGGACAAGAGAAGUUUUGGCUGCAAGAGGGUAGAGGCUAUAACUGUGUAAAAAUUACAACUCAAACAAGGAGAGCAGUGAUUACACCACUCCCUGAAUCAUACCACCUUGAAAGCACAAAAAUGUUACAGUCCAUCAUAACUAUCUAUGAAAAUAGUAGGACAAAAAAAGUCUGAAACAUGGGUCAGUGAUCCCACCCCAACUCCACCAAAGAUAAGCAGAAUCAAUUCUAACAUAGAGUUUAAUAUAAAUUCAAGAAAUAUGUUGAAAAAAUGAGCAAAGACAAAAAAAAAAUCAUGACUGGAAAAAGCUUCUAUAGUAACAAGGAAGUUCAAGACAGAAACCUCAAAAGAAGAAAACAUGAAAAUAUCUACUAGCAAAGCCUCAAAAAAAAAUAUCAAUUAAAUACAAGUCCAACAAAAAUUCCUUGAAGAACUAAAUAAAGAAGAAAAACCAAAAAAUUUUUAAAAUCAAACAAGAAUAGUAGAGAAACAAUUAGGAGAAGAAAUUAGAGCAAUGCUAGAAAAUAUGAAAAUCAUGGUAAAUGAAGUACAAAAUUAUUGAAGAAAAUAACUUCUUUAAAGGAAGGAUUGACUAAAAGGGGAAAGAGUCAUAAGUUAUCACUAAAGUAAAUAAUUCCUUAAAAAUUAAAAUGAAAUACUUUAACAUAUUUAACAUGUAUGAGACUAUCUGCCAUCUAGGAGAGGGGAUGGAAGAAAGGAGGGGAAAAGUUGAAACAGAAGUUUUUGCAAGAGUCAAUGUUGAAAAAUUACCCAUGUAUAUGUUUUAUAUAUAAAAAGCUAUAAUAAAAUAAACAAAUAAAUACAAUUAAAAAAUUAAAAUGGAACAAAUGAAAGUUAAUGAUGCUAUAAGACACUAAGAAACAGUAAAGCAGAAUCAAAAGAAUGAAAAAAAGAAAAACUGUGAAAUAUCUGAGAUGAAAAACAACUGUCCCAGAAAAUAAAUCAAAGCGAGAUAAUUUAAGGAUUAUUGGACUAUCUGAAAUCCAUUAUAGAAAAAUAAUCUAGACAGAAUAUUUCAAGAAAAUAUAACAAAAGUUCUCUCAAUACCUUAAAACCAGAAGGCAAAAUAGAUAUUGAAAGAACCUACUAAUUAUUUCCUGAAAGAUAUUUCAAAAUGAAAGCUUCCAUGAAUAUUACAGGCAAAUUUUAGAACUUCCAAGUCAAGGAGAAAGCAUUCAAAGCAUGCAAAAAGAAAUUGUUCAAAUACCUUAAAGCCAUAAUCAGGAACAAACAAGAUUCAGCAGCUACUGUGAAGGAGUGGAGAGAGCUCUAAAUGUGAUAUUUCUGAAGGCAGAGGAGUUAGGGUUCAACCAAGAAUAAUCUACUUAGCAAAACUGAGUGUGACCUAUAGGGAGUAGAUAUAGAUGGAAGUGGAAGUGGCAAAUGAAUAUUUAAUGACAUAGAAAACUUCUAGGGGUUUUUUUAUUAAAAGAUCAGAGAUGAAUAGAAAAUAUGACAUUCAAACAUAAAGAAGAGGCAUAAAAAGGUAAAUAUGAGUGAGAAAUCAUGAAGAACUUAAGGUUAAAUUAUUUAUAUUCCUAAAUGGGAAGAUAAUACAUUUAAUAUCCAACCAUUCUGGAGAGCAAUUUGAAAUUAUGCCCAAAGGGAUAUAAAGCUGUGUGUAUCCUUUGACUCAGCUUUGCCACUACUGGGUCUGUAUCCCAAAGGGGAAAAGGCCCAUGUAUGCAAAAAUGUUUAUAGCAGCUCUUUUUUUUUUUUUUUUUUUUUUUUGGUGGAAGCAAAGAAUUGGAAAAUGAUUACAUACUCAUCGUGGGGAAUGGCUGAAAAAAUUGUAGUACAUGAAGAUUAUAGAAUAUUAUUGUUCCAUAAAAAAAUGAUAAGCUGAUUUUAGAAAGGCCUAGAAAGAUAUACAUGAACUGAUGAUUAACAAAACAAGUAGAACCUGGAAUACAUUCUAUUCCUGUAUUAUAUUGUAUUAUAGAGUAACAGCAAAAUUGUGUCAUGAUCAAUUAUGAAAGACUUGGUUCUUCUCAAUGGUUCAGUGAUCCAAGAUAAUCCCAAUAAACCUUGGACAGAAAACACUAUCUGCAUCCAGAAAAAAGAACUAUAAAGACUGAAUGUAAACCAACACAUAUUAUGUUCAUUUCUUUUUUUUUUCCUCCCCCAUGGUUUUCCCUUUUGUUCUGAUUUUUCUCCCCCAACAUGAUUAAUAAAGAAAUGUAUAUUUAAAAAGUUAAUAUACAUGUAUAAUCAGAAAAAAUAAAACAAUAAUAUUUUUAAAAGAA
Messenger RNA from Antechinus flavipes (yellow-footed antechinus), 5509 nucleotides. RefSeq names its product unc-93 homolog A (gene UNC93A). Lineage: Eukaryota; Metazoa; Chordata; Mammalia; Dasyuromorphia; Dasyuridae. The record is from RefSeq and is a predicted model, not a curated record. Bases 243 to 1616 code for a protein of 457 amino acids. The transcript has 9 exons.